Messenger RNA from Centruroides sculpturatus (bark scorpion), 1118 nucleotides. Its product is annotated as hydroxysteroid dehydrogenase-like protein 1. Gene Ontology annotation, cellular component: endoplasmic reticulum. NCBI's taxonomy places the organism in Eukaryota, Metazoa, Arthropoda, Arachnida, Scorpiones, Buthidae. Gene Ontology annotation, molecular function: oxidoreductase activity. Bases 1 to 942 code for a protein of 313 amino acids. The record is from RefSeq and is a predicted model, not a curated record. The transcript has a single exon.
AUGUUAGAAAUCAUGGAACAAAGUUGCAUUUUGGCUUAUUUUGGUAUAUUCUGUACAAUUCUCUUUGUCUCAACGUUAAUAUGGAAGUUUGUCAACGUGUUAAGAGUGCAUCUUUUUUCUCUAUGCACUUCGGAUUUGAAGGAAUUCGGACCGUGGGCCGUGAUCACGGGAGGAAGUUCGGGAAUAGGAAGAGGCUACGCUAACGAACUGGCCAAACGAGGUUUACACAUUGUAAUCGUAAGUAACGAAUUGCAGGCUCUGAAGGAUGCCGCUGAAAAAAUUACAAGUCAAUACGGAGUAGAAUGUCGCUACAUUCACGUCGAUCUCAGCCACGAUAAUGCCUUCGAAUACGUCUUCAGCAGACUGAAGGAUACGGAUGUUGGCAUUUUAGUCAACUGUGCCGGUGUUCUGGGUGACUUUCCGUGUCAUAUAUUAGGCGAGAGUGACGAAGAUGUGAAUUUAAUGUUAGAAUUACACAUCAAAGCGGUGGUUCACACGACGCGAUUGUUUUUACCUUCGAUGUUCUCCAGAAAAAGGGCCGCCAUCGUUACUGUUUCGUCAGUGGCCUCCGCAAUGCCUUUGCCAUUUUUGAGCGUGUAUUCGGCAAGUAAAGCGUUUUCCGAUCGUUUCACUCGAGCGUUGUAUUACGAAUAUAAAUGGAAAAAUGUGAGUUUUCAAUCUCUUACUCCUUUUGGGGUUUGGACCAGAAUGGUUAAGGAACGCAGUAAAAAUCCUAAAUAUUUAAAAUUGACUCAAAAUAUGUGCCUGGAUAGAGAUAACUUUGUCAGAAAUGCUGUAAGAACAAUAAAUCUCACGGAUCAUACAAGCGGUAAUUGGUUUUGCGACAUCGUUUGGUAUGCCGCAUUCAAAAUUGUCAAUAUUUUCUGGGCAUAUUUUGUACUUAUAGUGGCACAUUUAGUAAAAAGUCUGUAUAAAAUAUAAACGUAUAGAGAGAAAGUGGUAUUAUGGAACCCUGCAGGUAUUAUGGAAUCCCUCCAUUUCAAACUGAUAAUAAAGGCGAACUGUAUCGGGUUGUGGCUGAACUGCACUAGGCAGUCAUCCAUAGCAAGGGGAAAACCCGUUUCACUUCAGUUAAACGGUUGUCCGUAGUGAAUUAG